CAUUCACUUAUUCUGCAGUCGACAUCUCCAUAGAGAACAGCAAAAUGACUUCUCACGAGAACUACCAAAAGUUUUUGGACAACGGCCAGUACUCCAAACAUGGGCUGGAGAAAUACGAGUGGAUAUUCGGUGAGACCUUUUUAUCAACUGGAGGUAUAACUACUACCAUGAAAGUCUUAGAGUAUGUCCAAUUAGGAAAGAACCCUAAAGUACUAGACGUUGGAUCUGGUCUCGGAGGACACAGUUUCCUUUUCGCCGAAAAAUUCGGAGCUGAAGUCCUUGGUCUGGAUCUAUCAGAGAACAUGCUAGAAAUUGCUCGCGAACAUUUAUCUAAACGGCCACACCUGUGGGACAAAGUCAAAUUCGAGUUCCAAGACUGCACUAAAAUAGAUUAUCCUGAGAACUCCUUUGAUCUGAUUUACUCAAGAGACACACUCCUCCACAUUCGGAAUAAAGAUCAGCUGUUUAAGAAGAUGUUAAAAUGGUUGAAGCCUAACGGAUGUGUCCUAUUUACUGAUUACGUCAAAGGUGAAGAUGAGACGAAAUACACUGAAGAGUUUAAGAGAUAUUUAAUAGAUCGCGACUACGAUAUGGUGACGAUAUCUGAGUACAAAGCAAUUCUGACCAACGCUGGCUUUAAGAAGGUUCAGGUGGAAGACUGGAAGGACCAAUUCAAGUAUGCUUUGGAGAUUGAGCUGGACAAACUGCAAGGCAAAAGGAAAGAGUUCUUGCAGCAAUUCACCCAAGCUGAUUAUGAAGAUUUGGAGUCCGGGUGGCUGAAUAAGGUGUUCAGAGCGGACGAAGGUAACCAAGGAUGGGUAUUAGGAGUCGGCAGGAAGACUUCAGAAUGAGAAGGUAAAAAGUAUUAAAUGCCACAGCUACGUCUGAAAUUACAGUCUGUUUAUAAAGAGGACAAAUUGUCAUUCCAUUGCAAUAUCCAUGAAAUUAAUUCAUGGUUAUUGCAAUCAGCAAUGAUCAGUUUUUAGUACUCUCUCAAAACCUAGUGUUGCCUGCUAAGGGGACACGCCCUAAUUGUUUUCGACUCAAAGACACACAGUACUUAAGCUUAACAGUACUUAGUUGUGAUAUAAUCAAAUUCAGAAAACCAUUUCAUUUUUUUGUGUAAUCGUAUAAUUUAAGUAAGUGUAUCCUUUUUUUAUACAAUUAGGCCAUAUUUUUUAUCUACCGUUAAGAAAUCACAAAACUCUUUUACAUCACUGUGGUCUUAUAAUAUACCUAUACUUACUUGGUCAUACUCAUGAACUACUGUAUUAUUACAAGGGUGCAAAUGUUUGUUAUUACAUGCGAGGCGGGACUUUUUUCAUGCGCAACACGAAGCGGAGUGCCUAAAUAAAGACGAGUAUGUAAAGAUCAACGCACGCGUAUGUCAUAUAACGCAGAUAUAUUAACAUAUUAAGCUGUAAAUUUACGAGUGUGUUGAAAAUGGAAAUAAUAUUAUAUAAAUAAUGUUAUUUAUAAGAUUUCAAUAACCAACCUACUUAAUAAAAAAAUGUCGUUUAAUAGAUAUACAUACAUUACUAUUAUAAUGUGUGUGAAACCAUUUAUAUCUAAUAAAAUAUUAACCUUU
Molecule: messenger RNA, 1588 nt
Organism: Plodia interpunctella (Indianmeal moth)
Lineage: Eukaryota; Metazoa; Arthropoda; Insecta; Lepidoptera; Pyralidae
Exons: 1
Coding region: 45-851 (268 amino acids)
Source: RefSeq, a predicted model, not a curated record